Trametes versicolor FP-101664 SS1 is the source of this 888-nucleotide messenger RNA. RefSeq lists its product as uncharacterized. Bases 1 to 888 code for a protein of 295 amino acids. The record is from RefSeq and is a predicted model, not a curated record. The transcript is spliced from 2 exons. NCBI's taxonomy places the organism in Eukaryota, Fungi, Basidiomycota, Agaricomycetes, Polyporales, Polyporaceae.
AUGAAGUUUGACGUCCCCAUACUACGACACAUCUUCUCCUUUGCGGACAUGGAGACGUUAACGUUAACUUGCCGCCCGGCAUCGCUCAUGUGCCUGACGAUUACCCAAGAGGAAGUCGUCACGCGUAUCGAAGGAAUAAUAGGCUGGUUCGCGUCAGACGUGAAAGGGAUGCAAAACUUGAUGCGGCAGCAUUCCGUAUUCGUCGGUGGUUCGUUGGCGUUGACUCUCUUCAGCCCUGUGCGCUUCCGUCCAUCGAACGCCGACCUCUUCGUCUCGGUCGCGGGAUACAUGCCAGUCAUCCACCAUCUCACUACCUGCGAACUCUUCCACGUCGUCUCUGUCCAAUCGGUAUCCCCUGCGAUCGCCGUCCCAGCAGAUGCGUUCGCGGACGAAACUGUGUUCGCGUAUGGCGCCGGUCUCCUGUGCAUCGCUACUCUGAGGCGGCGCAACACUAUCGUCCACGUGCUCUGCACUCCCAAUCCACCACCAGGUGCAUCGACUCCCAACCUCGACUCUCUCUCGCUUUCGUGGACGACGAUGCUUUUCAAUUACGUCACGGCCGACUACGCGACAUGCGCGUACCCAGCCAUGACGCUCAUGGGCAGAGGUCUCUUCCACAUGGAGCGUUUCCUGUCCGGAAUGCCCGGGACGUCUUCCGAGCACAUUCUGAACGCGUACUCGGAGCGAGGAUUCGAGUUCGCCCGCCAUCCAAGUUGGUGGCUACCUGGGCCGGACUACUCGUGCGCUCGCGGUUGGACAUGUCCAUUCGAGGUCAGAAGAUUCGGAGAUGGCGGAGGUCUUACGGUGCCGCCGUGCGAAGGGCCCGUGAACGCGAUAGGGAGGAGUUGGAGGUUCGGCGGGGUGUCGCCAAGCGUGCACGACGGGUAG